AUGGGCGAGUCACUGGCCUGGCGAGUGAAGACGUACUUGCAAUGGACGGGCUGGCUCCAGUAUAUACCGAAUCUGGUGGUAGCAGCGACCGUGCUGACGAUCGCUUUGCUCCUCCAAUGGCUCGGGAGCUCCCAGCUCCUUUAUGCCUUCGGCAUCUUCCUGUUGGGCGUGCUUGUCUUUGACUUGGUCACGGUCAAACUGGGCUUACAUCCCUCAGAGAAGAUUCCAAAUCGACCCUUGGCGGCAAUGGGUUUAGGGUUCAGGGUUCAGGGUAUAGGGUUUAGGGUUCAGGGUUUGGGUUUAGGGGUGCUGAAUUGCGCCCGCAAACCUUACCUAAAACCCUGA
This is a messenger RNA of Symbiodinium sp. CCMP2456, 345 nucleotides long. Lineage: Eukaryota; Dinophyceae; Suessiales; Symbiodiniaceae. The record is from the annotation of a GenBank genome assembly.